This is a messenger RNA of Achroia grisella, 1548 nucleotides long. Its product is annotated as kelch-like protein 25. The transcript has 7 exons. Bases 146 to 1123 code for a protein of 325 amino acids. The record is from RefSeq and is a predicted model, not a curated record. Gene Ontology annotation, molecular function: protein binding. Gene Ontology annotation, cellular component: nucleus. Gene Ontology annotation, biological process: regulation of transcription by RNA polymerase II. Lineage: Eukaryota; Metazoa; Arthropoda; Insecta; Lepidoptera; Pyralidae.
CUCUUUGAAGGACUUCGAAAAUCCAUAGAGUACAUUUUAAAGAAACCAAACAAAAUCAUAAUUAUAAUCAACAAUUGAUAUUUUGCCACUAUUGACUUGAAAAUCAAAUUAUUGUGUCCCGAUUUAAUGAAUUAAAUUAUCAGCUAUGUCACAAACAAAGUUUACUUUGUCGUGGGAUGCGUAUCAGACGAACUUUUGCACUGGAUUAGGAUCGCUACAACAAAAUGAAGAGUUUGUGGACAUGACCCUCGCAGCAGACGGGCAUCAUGUAAAGGUCCACCAGCUUGUCCUGUCCCUCGUCAGUCCAUACCUUAAAGCUCUCAUCACAUCAAUUCAAUGUCCGCAUCCUGUAAUAUUUUUAAAUAAUAUAUCAUACAAAACACUAUGUUCCAUUUUGGAAUAUGUAUACACGGGUGAAGUGGUUGUGGCACAGGAGGACAUCAGCAAUGUCAUUGAAGCUGGCAAGGCGCUGAAGAUAAAAGGCCUCGAAGAUAUGAUGGGCAGUAUGAAUACAUCUCUGGUACUGCCGCAUAUAUCAACUAAUGUAAAGGCAUCUGAUUCUGCAAAUGAAGAUUGUGAUGACAAGGAGAUGAGUGAAGAAGAAACGCUGCUUGAAGAGACUUAUGAAAUAGAAGAUAAAGAUAGUGCCAAUGAACCUUCAACUUUUGAUUCAAUCACAAGUACAAGCCAGGAGGAGAAGUAUUAUUUUAAAACUCCACGUAAAAUUGACAAGAAGAAAGGAUAUAAUAUAAAAGAUGGCACACUACUCUACACAUUAUCGAACCAAGGCUCGCUGCAACUGAUACUGAACCGCUUCAUGUACUGCCUGAGGUACAUCGGCAAGAGGGGUAAAGACAACCUGGCGCCUCGUCGCUGGCGCUGCAUAGACUACAACGAAGUACGCUGUCCGGCCUCCGUCAUCACCAAAGACAAUGUAGUUGUACAAAGGGCAUCAGCACAUAUACAUCCAUUCCAUGACUCCAAAAUAUUGAAAAAAGUACGCAGCGGUGCAGUUUUCACAGCUAUUCCGGAAGCAGAAAAGAAAGGUGAAGAUUUAAAGAAAAAUAGGCAGACUAAUAUGGGACCUAAAACAAUAACGGAAAUGGAACAAGAUUCCGAAUAAAUGUAUGGAAGGAAUUCCUGUGCUCACAUAAAACACAGAACAAUUGAUGUGUCUAGAAACUCGAGAAGCCAUCGAAGAAUAAAUAACACUAACAAUGCAUUGUGAGGAUGUUGAUAGUGCUAUAACUGAAACACUAAAGUUAUUUAAGAAUAAAGUCAUGACUGAUUCCCAUUUAUCCCCAAAGAGGUACGCUUAACAUGGCCCUCAGAAUCUACUGUCAGUGAAAUUACUAUUUAUUCAUUAUUUUCUAAUCUAAAAUGUUUUUAAAUUGAUAUCAUUAUCUGGCAAUAGUCAUAACUGUUGUAAUAUUUAUGGAUGUUAAUUGUAAAAUUGACUUAUUAUUUUUCUAUGUGAGUAUAGACUCGGUUGUUUUAGUAAGAAAAUUUCUAUUAAUGUAAAUAAAUAUUAAAUAACGUGUUUUAAUU